Cornus florida is the source of this 1740-nucleotide messenger RNA. Its product is annotated as serine/threonine-protein kinase SRK2A-like. Gene Ontology annotation, molecular function: ATP binding; protein serine/threonine kinase activity. The coding region runs from base 257 to 1312 and encodes 351 amino acids. Lineage: Eukaryota; Viridiplantae; Streptophyta; Magnoliopsida; Cornales; Cornaceae. Gene Ontology annotation, biological process: protein phosphorylation; intracellular signal transduction. The transcript is spliced from 10 exons. The record is from RefSeq and is a predicted model, not a curated record.
UUAAUUUCCCAAAAAAGAAAAAGAGAGAAUGAUCUCUUUCCUCUCUCUUUCACUUCUCUCUCUACAAAAAGGCAUCCUGGUGCGCAAUCUUUACUUCCCUUCAAAUCUCUUCCGCAAACUCACCACCUUUUCACUUCAAUAAUUCCAAAGACAAUUGAAGAAUCGCUGCUCCAUCUGACCUUGAAGGUAUGAAUUGAAGCCUAACGGUUGGAGAUCACGAGGUUAAUUUAGGGUUUUUUUGUAUAGAGGUGAGAAAAUGGACAAGUACGAGCUUGUGAAGGAUAUAGGAUCUGGAAAUUUUGGUGUGGCGAGGCUUAUGAGGAACAAAGAAACCAAAGAGCUCGUGGCCAUGAAAUACAUCGAAAGAGGACAUAAGAUUGAUGAGAAUGUGGCUAGAGAGAUCAUAAAUCACAGAUCCCUUCGUCAUCCCAACAUAAUUCGAUUUAAAGAGGUGGUUCUGACUCCUACACACCUUGCUAUUGUCAUGGAAUACGCCUCCGGUGGAGAACUCUUUGAGCGAAUCUGCAAUGCAGGCAGAUUCAGCGAAGACGAGGCUAGAUACUUCUUCCAGCAGCUUAUCUCAGGUGUUGACUUCUGUCAUUCCAUGCAAAUAUGCCACAGAGACCUAAAAUUGGAGAACACUUUGUUAGAUGGAAGCCCUGCACCCCGCCUGAAAAUCUGUGAUUUUGGCUACUCAAAGUCCUCUCUGCUGCAUUCAAGACCCAAAUCAACAGUAGGCACUCCGGCAUAUAUUGCACCGGAAGUUCUUUCUAGGAGGGAAUAUGAUGGCAAGUUAGCGGAUGUAUGGUCAUGUGGAGUGACUCUUUACGUUAUGCUUGUGGGAGCAUACCCUUUCGAAGACCAAGAAGAUCCAAAAAAUUUCAGGAAAACCAUUCAACGAAUAAUGGCUGUUCAAUACAAGAUACCGGACUAUGUUCACAUAUCCCAAGAUUGCAGACACAUCCUUUCUCGCAUUUUUGUUGCUAGUCCAGCCAGGAGGAUCACCAUUAAAGAAAUCAAGAAUCACCCCUGGUUCCUAAAGAACUUGCCAAGGGAAUUAACAGAAGCAGCUCAAACCAUCUUUUACAGGAAAGAAACUCCAAGCUUUUCCCUUCAAAGUGUGGAGGACAUCAUGAAAAUUGUGGAAGAGGCUAGAACCCCUCCUCCAGUUUCCCGUUCAAUUGGAGGCUUUGGCUGGGGAGAGGGAGAAGACGAUGGAAAGGAAGAAGAUUUGGAACCCGAGGAAGAAGAGGACGAGUAUGAAAAGAGAGUCAAGGAGGCGCAUGAAAGUGGAGAAGUUCCCCUCGCUUGAGGAUUAAUUUACCCUUCCUAUUCAUUAGAAAAUCAGAUUUAUAAUUCAGAAACCAUCAGCUUCAGAAUGUUUUCAUUUGUAUAAAAGUCAGUUUGUUAUUUAGGUUUGGGGUUGAAUAAGAAGGGCUGUAUAUUUCUAGUGCUGCGAGCAAGAGGUUUGUGAGUUUCAGCUGUCAGAAUAUCAUGUGUGCUGCUUAUUUGACCUUGAAACUGUUUGGAUUUUCAUUUAUAGGUAUCAUAGUUUGAGUUGAUAUGGUUUUUCCAGUAAGACCUAGGAUUAGCAUACCAGAGUUUCAGGUUGUCUGGGGAUGAACCUAAAAUAUGGUUAUUUGCUCCAUUUCACUGGUGUGUAUGAAGCUUGAACCCCUUAGGUUGUAUUUACUAAUAAACUACUUAUUUUGUUUAAUAGUUAUGCAUUUAUGUUCUUUA